Molecule: messenger RNA, 498 nt
Organism: Agelaius phoeniceus (red-winged blackbird)
Lineage: Eukaryota; Metazoa; Chordata; Aves; Passeriformes; Icteridae
Source: RefSeq, a predicted model, not a curated record
UCAUCGGCCGAGGGGGGGAACAAAUCAACAAAAUCCAGCAGGACUCGGGCUGCAAAGUUCAGAUUUCCCCAGACAGCGGCGGCCUCCCCGAGCGCAGCGUGGCCCUGACCGGGGCCCCCGAGGCCGUGCAGAAGGCCAAGGCCCUGCUGAGAUGAAAUCGUGUCCCGAGGCCGGGGGGGGCCCCCGGGUCCCUUCCCCGACGCCGCCAACGGCAACGGGAGCGUGCAGGAGCUGAUGAUCCCUGCAGGCAAGGCUGGGCUGGUCAUCGGCAAGGGAGGGGAGACCAUCAAACAGCUCCAGGAGCGCGCGGGGGUGAAGAUGAUCCUGAUCCAAGACGGUUCCCAAAACACCAACGUGGACAAACCCCUGCGCAUCAUCGGGGAGCCCUACAAGGUGCAGCAAGCCUGUGAGAUGGUGCUGGACAUCCUGAGGGAGCGCGACCAGGGCGGCUUCGGCGACCGCUCGGACUACGGGGCGCGCCUGGGAGGGGGAAUCGAC